GGUGCGGCGAACAUCAGCUUCACGUUCAUUGCACUCCGAGUCCAUCUUGAAGCGGGAGGGAACUUGAACUGGUAAUUCGCCUGCCAGUCCGCAGACACAUUAUCUCCCGCGUCAAGAGCUCGCGUUGUAUUUUCUGAUAACUUUACCGGAACUGGUUUCUUUUGCGAACCGAUUACUGUCCUUCAAGACCGCCGAGAAUUGUAGCAGACGAGAAACAUGGAGGGUCUAUUGUUCAACGUCAACGGCGGUUAUCUGGAGGGCAUAGUGCGCGGUUAUCGAAAUUCCUUGUUGACGAGCACCAAUUACAGCAAUCUCACGCAAUGCGAGUCGAUUGACGACGUCAAGGUGCAACUUGGCCCUGCCUAUGGCGAAUCUCUUUCCACUCUACCACCGAACCCCUCCACUUCCGCCCUAGCAUUCAGGACUACUGAGAAGCUUGUUGCCGAUUUCAGAUAUUUGCAGGGCCAGGCGACGGGAUCACUCGCCAAGUUCAUGGAGUACCUGACAUACUCAUACAUGAUCGACAAUGUGGCUCUUCUGAUUACCGGAACGUUGCAUGAACGAGAUACUAAAGAGCUAUUGGAACGAUGUCAUCCUUUGGGCUGGUUUGAGACGAUGCCGGUGCUUUGCGUGGCAACCAACAUUGAGGAGCUGUACAACUCAGUGCUCAUCGAAACCCCCCUAGCCCCAUACUUCAAGGGCAGCCUCAGCCACCAGGACCUCGACGAGCUCAACAUUGAGAUUGUGCGGAACACCCUUUACAAGAACUAUUUGGAAGAUUUCUACCACUUUGUCAACAAUGACCCUGAAAUGGCUUUAACUCCCACCGGAGAAAUCAUGUCAGAAAUACUAGAAUUCGAAGCCGACCGACGAGCCAUUAACAUCACCAUCAACUCAUUUGGCACAGAACUCACCAAGGAGCAACGUAGGAAGUUGUACCCGGAGUUCGGCAAGUUGUACCCUGAGGGCAUGUUGAUGCUCUCAAGGGCAGAUGAUAUGGAAAGUGUUGGACUGGCGGUCAGUGGCGUUGGAGAUUACAAACGGUUCUUCGAUGAGGUCGGCUUCAACCAAAGCAGCGGGGUUGGCGGCGGCAACAUGACGGGAGGAAUGGGCACCGAGUCGAAAUCUUUGGAAGAUUUGUUCUAUCAAAAAGAGAUGGAACUCUCCAAGAUGGUUUUCACGCGGCAGUUCACACACGCUGUGAUAUAUGCCUGGGUGAAGCUGAGAGAGCAGGAAAUCCGAAACAUCACAUGGAUUGCCGAGUGCAUAGCACAGAACCAGAAGGAGAGAAUCGGAAACUACAUCAGUGUGUUCUAAUAAUGAAAGAGGGCGUGGUAAUCACGUGGACAGCACGGCGUUCGGCAUGGGGAGGCGGUUUUCGCGGCGUGUACCAACUUUGGCAUGGGCUUGAUAGAAAAGGCUAAUGGACAGCAUUUCCAACUCAUUCUGGGGUUUACUUUAACGAUGGUAGCCCAAACAGCAUUUGACCAGCACUUUCCCUCCCAGUACAGUGCGCAUCUAGCUUAUGUUCGACGGAUGUCACUUUCCAGUUGGUGCUGUGCUGGUUUCUGCAUUCGGAAAGACUCACACAGGUCCUCCUCUAGGUCCUCUCUCAGGUCCUCGUCUGCAUGCAUCAUAGCCCUCGUGGCUUAUGUAUCCCAGCAGCUUUAUCGACGAGCGACCUAUUUGCUUGAUGUUGCAUAUCUUCAGUCUCUCAUUCUUGCAUUCUAGUAUUCUCG
Molecule: messenger RNA, 1739 nt
Organism: Exophiala dermatitidis NIH/UT8656
Lineage: Eukaryota; Fungi; Ascomycota; Eurotiomycetes; Chaetothyriales; Herpotrichiellaceae
Product: V-type proton ATPase subunit D
Exons: 4
Coding region: 217-1317 (366 amino acids)
Biological process (GO): vacuolar acidification; proton transmembrane transport; vacuolar transport
Cellular component (GO): proton-transporting V-type ATPase, V0 domain; vacuolar proton-transporting V-type ATPase complex; fungal-type vacuole membrane
Molecular function (GO): proton-transporting ATPase activity, rotational mechanism
Source: RefSeq, a predicted model, not a curated record